Molecule: messenger RNA, 1602 nt
Organism: Penicillium chermesinum
Lineage: Eukaryota; Fungi; Ascomycota; Eurotiomycetes; Eurotiales; Aspergillaceae
Product: inositol-3-phosphate synthase INO1
Exons: 3
Coding region: 1-1602 (533 amino acids)
Biological process (GO): phospholipid biosynthetic process; inositol biosynthetic process
Cellular component (GO): cytoplasm
Molecular function (GO): inositol-3-phosphate synthase activity
Source: RefSeq, a predicted model, not a curated record
AUGGCUCCCCACGCUAGCUCCGAUGUUGCCAAUGGCUCUGCGAACGGGUCGGCUCGCCUCGAGUCUUCGCUGUUUACCGUCCAGUCGCCCCAUGUUGAGUACACGCCCAACGAGAUCAAGUCUCGAUACGCCUACCAGACUACCGAGGUCACCCGCACUGCCGACAAUAAGCUGCUGGCCACCCCCAAGUCCACGGAAUACCACUUCAAGGUCGACCGCAAGGUCGGCAAGGUUGGUAUGAUGCUGGUCGGCUGGGGUGGUAACAACGGCUCCACCGUCACUGCCGGUAUCCUGGCAAAUCGCCGCAAGCUCUCCUGGGAGACGCGCGAGGGCAAGCAGUCCGCCAACUACUAUGGUUCGAUCGUGAUGAGCUCCACCGUCAAGUUGGGUUCCGACGCCAAGACCGGCGAGGAGAUCAACAUCCCCUUCCACGACCUGUUGCCCAUGGUGCACCCCAAUGACCUGACCAUUGGUGGCUGGGAUAUCAGCAGCUUGGACCUCGCCGCGUCCAUGGACCGCGCCCAGGUCCUCGAGCCCAGCCUCAAGGCCCUGGUCCGAAAGGAGAUGGCUGAGAUGAAGCCUCUGCCCAGUAUCUACUACCCGGAUUUCAUUGCCGCCAACCAGGAGGACCGUGCGGACAAUGUUCUCGAGGGUACCAAGGCUUCUUGGGCCCACGUGGAAAAGAUCCAGCAGGACAUUCGCGACUUCAAGGCACAGAAUGGCCUUGACAAAGUCAUUGUCAUGUGGACCGCCAACACUGAGCGCUACGCCGAUAUUGUCCCAGGUGUCAACGACACUGCCGAUAACUUGAUCAACGCCAUCAAGACUGGCCAUGCGGAGGUUUCGCCCUCCACCGUGUUUGCCGUGGCCUGUAUCUUGGACAACACUCCGUUCAUCAACGGCUCCCCCCAGAACACGUUCGUCCCUGGUGCCCUCCAGCUCGCAGAGCAGCAUCGCGCUUUCAUCGGUGGCGAUGACUUCAAGUCCGGCCAGACCAAAAUGAAGUCGGCUUUGGUGGAUUUCCUGAUCAACGCCGGUAUCAAGCUCACCUCCAUUGCCAGCUACAACCACCUGGGCAACAACGAUGGAAAGAACCUGAGCUCCCAGAAGCAGUUCCGCUCCAAGGAGAUUUCCAAGUCGAAUGUGGUGGAUGACAUGGUUGCCGCGAACCACAUCCUCUAUGCAAAGGACGAGCACCCCGACCACACGGUCGUAAUCAAGUACAUGCCUGCUGUCGGCGACAACAAGCGUGCAUUGGACGAAUACUAUGCCGAGAUUUUCAUGGGUGGCCACCAGACCAUCAGCUUGUUCAACAUCUGUGAAGACUCGCUGCUUGCGUCCCCUUUGAUUAUCGACCUGGUUGUGCUGGCCGAGAUGAUGACCCGUGUCAGCUGGAAGACCAGUGACGAGGGUGCCGAGUACAAGGGCUUCCACAGUGUCCUCAGUGUCCUCAGCUACAUGCUCAAGGCUCCGCUGACUCCUCCCGGCACCCCGGUGGUCAACGCGUUGGGCAAACAACGUUCGGCUUUGAUCAAUAUCUUCCGAGCGUGUGUUGGCCUCCAGCCCGAGUCCGAGAUGACUCUUGAACACAAGCUGUUCUAA